AUGCCGUCUGGAAAAUCGCAAAAGAAAGUUCGCCCUUCCACGGCUUCGGGGGCACUGGAAUCUCAUGAAUUUGUUGAUUUACUGGACGAGCUAAGACCUUCUACUGCUCCGGGAAAAAACUUACUAGGUCUCGAUCCUACAUAUGUUACAUCGAGACAUCAUGUUCCUGGUGUUCCAAUUACUUCGAAGUUCAAAGGAAGGCAAGUUUUUGGUGGUAUUCCCGAGAAUGAUUUCAAAGGAUUGCAAGGGAGAAGGGCUACUUUGGGUGGCUUAGAGGAUGUGGAAGAGCACGAAAAACCCAAGAGACCGACUACUGCCAUCGGAGUUUCUAAACAGAUUAAGGUAAAUUAUUUAAAUUUAUAGCUCAGAGGCUGAAUGUUGAAUUGUUCGCUUGUGAAAUUUGACCCUUCCGCGCAGGAAAAUACAGUGCAAACUGGAACAUUUCGGCAUUUAUAAGUUGAGUUGAGGUAAUUGUUUGUGAUUGCUUAAAUAAUUGACGUUCUCAGUUCUAUUAAUUACAACUUACUCGUCGUUGUGGCUUAUUUUGCACAUUUGAUUUCAAUGCUUAAAAUUCAACGAGGUAAACACUCAUUUAUGCUUUUGGUGCAUGUGCCUCUAAGUGUAUUUGAGUACUUGAGCAUUUUCCAUUUCUAAGUUUAUAGCAAAUUUAUUGAAGUGUUAGUUGUGGCUGUUUAAUCGCGAUCUUGGUGCACUGUUUUAUAAUUGCACAAUAUGUUUUUAAAUAACAGAGAUCCAUGUAAAUAAUUGAUUGUCCCUGUCUCACCAUAUUAAUAAGCAGGUGCCGAUUUCGUUAAUGAGCACUAGUUCCGUGUGGUCAAAUUUUAAUUCUGCUUGUGAGGCUGAUUUGCGAAGCUGUUGGAGCUUCUCCUCUUUCCUAUGGAAUAAAAACAGCAAGGAGUAUUGAAAAUUUCCUUGAAAUUAUUGGCCAGUCCUUUACAGGUUCUGACCCCACCUCAACUUCCUCCUGAGAAAAUUAUAGUGCCCAUUUACACUCCUGAUCUCGGUUGCCAUCUGCUGGAUAAAUCAAUAUCUGGCACCAGUUGUUCAAAGGGUGAUUAUUACAUGUGCACUGUCCUCUGGAUAACUUGCUGGAUAGUGCAUUACACUUUGUCAACACUUAUCAGCCCAGGAUAACCCUCUAUCUGUUGGGUAGCUUAAUAUCUGCCUUUUGAACAACUGGAUCCAGGUGGAUAGUGCAAUAUGUUUUCUUAUCUGCCUUUUGAAUAACUAGGCCCAGGUUAGAGCAAAGGAUCAGGUAAUGAACACUGUAGGGGUAGAGUGCUUUGUCAAAGAAAUGCAAGACAUUGAUGUUGAGCAGGAUUCAAACCCGUGCCUCACCAACUGUUAUACCAUAAUAUCUGUAACUUGUCUAACAAGUAAUGGGAAACUACAUGAACAAGACUAGAUGAACAAGAAUUUUGGGAGUAUGGGUAUGAGUGAUGUUUUAAAAGUUUCUGUGAUUGCAUAUUCUGCAACUAAGUGCAAAUUAAGAAUCUUUCAAAACAUUAUAAGAGUCUGCAAAAAAAUCACUAAAUGUAUGUGUAUGCAGUUCAAGGAAAUUUUCCCUCUCAAACAAAACAUUGGAGAAAUUAAUUUUUUCUUGAUUUUCUUAAAAAGCUUAACUUUUUGGAGAGUGGCAAGAGAAAAUCAUGGAUUCCACUCCUUAACCUACAUAUAUUUAUACUGUCAGCAAUGACCAAAUAGGAAUGUUAUAUAAUCUCAAGUAUGUUAUUAAGUGAGAAAAGUCUAGCUGUUAUAAUAAUAUCUUAUUCCUGGGCUAGAUUGAAAUUUAAGGAUAUGGUAGACCCAUAAAGGCCAAUUAUUUUUAUAUGUCAAACUAUAUUUAGCAUCACUAUUUCAGAACUACAGUUUCCAACAAAGUGUUUUGUAAAUGUUGAAACACACACAGGUCAGAUGUGAUGACGUUACAUGAUGUUAGGGUGUAAAGGGAUAAAAAAAUAAAUAAAAUAAAAUAAAAUAAUUUAAAAAAACACUUCCAGGCAAAGGUUAUGGUGUAUUUCAAUGUAAGUUCUGCAUUUCACUGCUUUAUCUAAUUAACUAGCUGGUGCUUCAAAAAUGAGUAGCUUCUGCUGGUGUAUUUGAAGAAGAACAUUGCAACUCAGAUAUGAAUCAAUCUGGAUGACUUGAUAUCAAGGAUAUAAACAACUUAAAGCUGCAUCUGUGUAUGUGAGGUUCAGACAGCAAACUGUUGGGAUCUCAUGUUAGGCUGACUGCUAGAUUGGAGCAUUGUGUACCCAUAGAGAUCCUAUUAAGUUUGGGUUUAAUAAAACAUUUGCUGUGUAACCUGUACUUUGCACUUUUGCCUUCAGUUGUUUUUUGUAGUUGUACAUGGUAACAAGAAAGAAGUUAUAAUAUAAAGUUCUUUGGACCUUAAACACUCUACUGUGCUAUCUUUGAAAUAGUUAAUUUAAAAUGAAGUUAGUUAAUAAGUCUCAUUUUUAAAAGUUGACAGCAUUUAUUUCAUAACAGACCUGAAUUUUUUUUAUUUGCUUAUUGUCAAGCUUGAGGACCGAAUUACUUUGGACCAUUUGAAUAAGAUGAGACAAGCUUUUGAGGUGAGAUUUGCAGUCUCUUUGCUUGGUUUCGUCUUUGUGUGCCCUACUUUCAUUAGUCCAAUUAAAGUACUUUCUGAUUAGAUGAUGAAAUAUUGACUUUAAAUUUAAUACUGUGUUAACUUUGUUAUCAAAACAAAUUUUUGUCUAAUGUGAAUAUUUCCUUCACAGGAAGCUGACUCCGAUGGUAAUGGAACAUUGGAUUUAGAGGAGUUCAAAGAUGUCAUCACAAACUUGUUUCAUUUUCAAUUCAAGGUUAGUCGCUGUCAUACCUGCCAUACUUCAAAGUACAUGAUAAAGUUAUGGUAAAACUUCAUUUAAUGGCUCAGAAUUAUAUUUGUGCAUACAAGGACUAUAGAUCAAUUAACAGAAUGUGAGAAUUAAAUUGUUUCCUUCAAACAGCAGAUCAAGAUUCUCCUAUAGUCCUAGGAGGGUCUAGAUCCUCAAUUCUUAAGCCUUGAUACCUUUAGUUAAUAGAUUGAGCCUCAAACCUCAAUUCUCGAUCCUUGAUGCUCGAAACCUUUGAGGAUUGAUAAUCGAGUUUCAGGUCAAGACUGUCAACUUACUUGAGUGAGCAAUACUGUAUAAUUUUAAAUCAAGCUAAAAUGGAAAUACACCUUUAUUAAUUCAAACUGGGGCUGAGUUUUUUUUAGUAUCCCUUUAACUAGACAAGCUGUCCAACUUAAGUGAGAUACAGAUUGUUCUUAGUAUACACAACAAAUUUAAUUUAUUUUUUGAGCUAUGUGUUUAAGCUGUUAUGAUUAAUACUUGUAAUAUAAUGUUUUCUUUUUUGUUUUCAUCCCUUUUUUUUCCCAAUUUCAUGGACACAGAAUGAAGACCAGGUUACAGCUCUAUUCAUGAAAAUAGAUUCUUCAUCUGAUGGUGAAAUAAAUUGGGUGAGUUUGUGUACUCCCUUGUAAUUGAUUUGCUUGGUUAAUUUGGAAAGGUAACAUGUAAUAUUUGUUCUAGCUUUAAUUACUGGUGUUUCUAACAAUUGUGUCAAAUUAAAAGGAGUGACAUAUUUUUUCAUUUACAUGUCUGCCUGCCUUUAAAUUAAUGAAUAAAUGUGUGAUAUUUUGCUAUCUGCCAAUUUUUCCAACACCAAUGUUAUUGCAAAAAAAAUAUAUUGUCCAGUCGUCACAGUUAUGUAAAUUUAAACACUGAAAACUGCAUUUUUAAAAUCCAUUCUGGAAGAUUUAGGAGAAAUGUAUAUUCAUGGAGGGUGAUGAGUUUAGUUUUGACAAUGAUUACAACUUGCAGGUAAAAGAUUUUCAGCAUUAUAUCUUUUCCCUGUUUAAAAAAUUAUUAAUUUUUUUUGUAUCAUGAACUGUUUUCAUGUAUCUGGUGCUUAAUGUUUUGGAUAAAUAGCAAAAGGCAUAAUGUACAUCUGUUUUUGCUGUUUAAUAUAUGUUUUAUUUCUUUUUUUUUUGUAUUUCCUUUAUCAAAAUUCUUACAACUCAAAAGAAGAAAAAUGAAACUUGGAAUGUCAAUGUACAGCUUUAAUUUUUGACUCUAGGUCAUGGAUACCUCUGAACUUUUCAAAGGAAAUAAAAAGGGUUGAAAAAAUGGCGAGAAUGAUGUGAUAAAGACAAUGAUGUCCUGGAGAAACAAAAUUAUAUUCAUCUUGUGGGAGGGCUGCAUUAUCAAGUGUCCAUUUUAUGAGGAGUGAACAUUUUUUGUCUUGUUUUCUCACUGCAAGAAACAUUUAAAAUUACGAGUGUGAUCUGCUAGUUACAAACUAAGAGAGAAACAGCUGUACAUAAUUUUUUAAAAUGUGAUUCAUAGUGUGGACAGAUACAAAGCUUGUGACAAAUUUAAUAAUCUUGUCUGAGUAACCAUCUUGCCAACUUGAAUUUGAAAACUUCAGAUAGAAGACAAUGUUUUUCACUUAUUUAACGCUUUUUAUUUUAUGGCAUAGAAUUUGCCUAAUAACAAAGACGUAACAUCUUUUGUGAGUUUCACAUGCAUACAAGUACAAGCUAUGUUCACACUUCCAAGCAAAAAGGAAGGAAAGUGGGAUAUGCAAUAGCAGUGGCUGACAAUGAUCAAGUUUCUAGUUUUGUUCACAGAGCUCUGAGGAGAUAAUGCAUGCUCUUACUGUUUGCUGAAUUGGUGGAAAGCCAUUUUUAUGUACCUUUCUUCAUAAAACAUAGGCCCACCUCUCUGGUCACAUCUUUCCAAACAAGACUAUUCUUUAAAUGGCUUGAAAUUUGGGACAACAUUUAUUGUAAAGUAGGAACCUGUGUUUUUCGUGUUGUGUUUGUUCUGCCCUGGUUCAAACAUGUGGGAAGCAAAUGCAAGUGCAAGAAAAUAAUUUUUUUUUCAUAUCUUGUGUUGGAUCUCAUGUUUGCAUUUUUAUUUGCCUCAGGGUAGUUCACAUGUGUAAUUUUUCCUUGCAUAUAAUUGCAUUUGCAUAUGACUAGUGAACCAUGCGUAAGGGACUGAGAAAUUGUAUCAACAAGGUUUUAUGUGUGUGAGUGUGUGUGUGUGCAUGACACAAAUCUUUCUACAGAUAUGUCAUGUGCAUGUAAAUUAAUGUCCAAGAACAAGGGAACAACUGCAAGCUCUUACUGAUAGUAACUAUAAAAGUUGUAAAAAACAAAAGAUUGGAAAAAAACAGUGAGACUUAUUUUGUGCCACCUUGAUUCUCCAAUAUCACCAAUUGAAUUUUUGUGUGGAAUUUUCUUAUUUCUGUGAGAGGUGUUGGUAAGCAGGGUUUUUGUUUAAUUAACCCUUUAACUCCCAUUAGAUUUGAUUGUUAAUUCUCCCCUCUACACACUUCCUUGUAAAUUAGUUUGGAGAAUUUGGUGUUAGAUCAGCUCAAGAUAGUAACUUCUACUAGAUAACUUUGAGUAGUCUUUGUCAUUGCCUGUUGGCAGGAUAACACAUGGAUCAUUUACAUUUAGUGAGAAGUUACAUCUUUAUGUUUAAAUCACUUAUGGAAGUUAAAGGGUUGAGGAUACAAAGCAAUUCAUUACUAAAAUCAGUAGCAGCAUCACACAUUGUGCAUUUGGUGCUUGGACACUUCUUUCUUUCUAACUUGAUUAUAUAUUACUUUCUUUCUCUAUCAGGAUGAAUUUUGCACUUUCAUGCAACUUGAAUAUGCUGAAAAAGAGGAUUCAUACUUGCGAUCUAAAGAGGUCUGUUAAUAAUUAUUAUUAAUAGCAUUCAUAAUUAUUCCGCAAAUUUCAUGGAAUUUUGUGGAAGGGUACUUUUAAAGUGGAGUUCAAAUUGUCUGCCUGUUAAAUGUUUGUCACUUCAGAAGCGUUACACAAUCAUGUAUUUAUAUUUCAUAUAUAUUAAUUUUAUGACCUGUUUUUUUACAGACUGCCUUUACUCUCCCUGCAAUUAUUGCUAUGAGUGAAAACUCCAAUUCCUCUCAGAGAGAACAUGUGAUAAGACUGUGCCAUACAGCAGACAACAACUUCCUUGUUGUUAGCAAUGGGUUGGUUGAGGUUCUGAUAGCACGCCUAUUUAUAAUUGUUUGUCAAACGCCUUGGAUAGAUCCACAGCCUUCAGGUUACCAUUCUCAUUUCAUCGGUAAGAUUGAACUUUAUUCUGUUCCAGAAUUAAAAAGUGGUACAAUUUUUCCAGCCGCUUUCCAGUCAGUAGGUACAGACCCUGUUGCGAACCAGACAAAAGUUAAUUAUAUGCGUGAGAGGCUUGGCUAUUAUAUCAGCAGAGUCCUUUAACAUUCCAGAAGGAAAGUUGUCAAGGCCAGAGGACUUAUUUCUCUUAAGGCUCUUUAAUGCAUUAAAGACAACCUUUUCCGAGACUGAUCUAAACUCAAAGUUCUCUAGCGGCUGCUGGGUGUCUAUUGUAAGGGGCCUUUUCCAGACAAAAUUGCAAAGAGGGAAGAUCUUUCUUUUUAGAGAUCGCGCAACAUCAGUGAAGAAUUUGCAGAACAAAUUUGCAAUAACCUCUUUGUCGGUUUCUACUGCUUCAUUAACGAGAAAAGCUGCUCCUGGUUCCUUUGUAGACUUUGUAGGGUAUAGUUUUUUAAUGACCAACCAAAAUUUGUUAGGUGAACCCACAGUCUCCUCUAAGAGUUCACGGUGAUACCUGCUUUUGCAAUUUUUACCAUGCCGUUAACUUUGUUUCGUUGGGCGCUUGUACGAGUUUCCCUCAGAGAGAACAUGUGAUAAGAGAUGAUACUAACAGACAACAACUUCCUUGUUGUUCCAGUUGAACUUGUGGAAUAUUUAUAGACAGGAUGUAACAUUUAAUAAAGGAUUCCUAACCUAUACAAAAAAAGGUUGAACUUCGAGUCAAAUAGAGCAAUUUUUACAUUGAGUGUGGAGAUGAAGGAUUGCAAUUGAUUUUGCUUUUCUUUGUCCAGUAGCUUUGAUUGCCCUGGAAAACUCUGGAUACUUAUUCUUUCUGACCACUUGGUUGCUCAUGUAUUCUUGCACUUAAGAUGAUUUGCUUGAUUUUCUUAAUUUUUCAUUUGCUCAUUGUGAUAUUUUCUUUCAAACCCUGAGAGUGACUUGCAUCUUAUUUCUUCACACAAUAUCACCCUGAAUCAAACAUUGCAGUAGGUCUUGGGAAUAAAGGAAACGAUCACCAACUAGUUAAAGAAGCUCAUGAUUUGGUUUUACAAAACUCAUUGAAUAAGACAUGCCAUUUAAUCCAAGGAGAAUUUAUUGAGUCUUGGUUGUUAUCAUAUACAUUAUUUGCUUUUAUUGUAAGUAAUUUUGAUCUCUGAGUACUUUCUCACUUAAUUAUUUAACUGCAAGUAGUGGUUUUGAAGUACAGUAAUGUAAUGAAAUUGUCUUGUUUUGUCUUUACAGGAUGGCCUUGUUUCAUUUUGGUCUCAAAAUUUGGAAUUUAAAAGAAUGAAACAUGCAGUUCAUGUGAGUACUCCUUGUACCAUGUUGUCUAGGGUCUGUGGUUCAAGGAACCUCUCAUUACUGCAGACUCUGAGAAGUAUCCAGGCUAGGUUUUACAUUUUAAGUGAAGAGGGAAAAAUACUGAUCAUGACAAAUAAUGUAUGCAAAACAGCUAUAUUUCUUCUUGUAUUAAUUCUCAUUUGAGGUUUUUUUUUCCAAAUCUUUAAUUCUAAAAAAAAUGUUUUCCAUGGGGAUGAAGCAGGUGGGGUAAAUAGGGUGAUUGGCACAGUUAGGCAUCUGGCUAAUAAACUCUAGUGUAUUCCAGUGUGCCAUUGGUUAGUGUAAGUUGUAUUUUAAGGACUGAUGAAGUAUGAAAAAGAUUGUUUAUAAGAAGGAUGAUUAAGUUAAACUAACUUAAUGGUACAAUUCAUUUUAGUAAAGCUGUUUUAUUCAAUACAUUUGAUAUCAUGCUGUAAAAUAAGUUAGAGUUCUAUUAAGGUGAAUUUAUCCCAUUUUGUGCUGACCAUUUUUAGUUUGAAAGCUCAACAAAGAAGACAAAGUGGAUUACAGAUUUUGUUCUUAUGCCUCAAUUUAACAAAUUUAUUAUUUCAACAGGGUAAGUUUUGUUUUGUUUAUUUUGUUUUAUGAAAGAAAUGUAAAGGAACAUAAAUGUACAUAGUUAUACCUUCAGACUGUAUUUAUUCAAAUUUUUAUAUGAGACUGAUUUUUCUCUGAAUCUGAACUGAGGACUCUGUAUUUGCAAGCAAGGAAUGUUUUUUCCUUGGAAUUUUCAAAAUUUUAACAAAAUGGCACUAUGUAAUUACAUGUAUGUUUUUUUGAGAAUAGCUUUUGAGUGACAUAAUUCUGUCCUUGUAGGGAUAGGGAAAUUCAGUUUUUUGAAUUAUCAACAUUUGAGCCUUAUUGUCAAAUCACUGGUCUGGAGACUACUCCUCUUAGACUUGAUUAUUGGUAAGUAAGAACAAGUUAGAGUGGUAGAACUUCUUUCAUCGUCACCUGUUUUGGUAUCUUGUAUUACCAUUAGACUGCUGGGCAUAUCAAAGGAGAGCUGUCCCAUUCUUUUAACAAUUAGCUUUCAGUUAUAAAGCAUUCUGAACAGGGCAUAUUUUGCCUCUUUUAAGCAAAGGGAAGCAACUGCAAAGUGAGUGUGUGGGGAGCAUGAAUGGCAAGCAAAGACUUGUUUUGCUUCUGAUAUUUUUUCACACACAUGCCUCACACUUGCUUCUGCUUGCCCAUAGAAUUUAAAAAAAAAACAUGUUCCAUGGGCUCAUAAUAAUUUGAUACAUGUAACUAUGAUUUUGUUCCUCUUGAAGACAAAAAUAGAACAAUUUAGUCAGUUGCUAUAGUACAUGCAGUAGAGUAUUAAACGUAUGUGCAAGGUUAGAAAAGCUGUGUAGAAUAGUUUUUAUGAUCAGUUUUUCUCUUUCUCUACAUGUAGUUCAACAGGACAAGAUGAAUGCAUUAUUCUUUAUGGAGACAGCCAGGUAAUUUCAUCAUAGAUUCAUGAAAAGCUAAAACAGUCUGAAUGGUCAUGAUGGUUGUAACUGAUGAUGUAGAUGAGUGAUGAAUGGUAAUUUUUGUCCUUUUAGGGAUGUGUAAAUAUCUUCAUCAUGACCUCUGUAGGGGAGACAUUAAGGUACCACUUUUGAGUAUUGUUUGCUAUUCAGACUUGAAGCCUCAACACCAUGAGAUCCAAAUGGAUAUUCUCUAUACUGUUAUCUACACAUUUCCUAAGGUGCCAACAACAAGAAUUUGUUAACAAUCAAGAGCGUCUUUUGUUUUUGUUCAUUUCCUUUAUUUUGUGAUUCAGGGGAUAAAUUAGAUGCCAAUCACUCUUAGGGGUGAAAGACAUAAAUUUCAGAGAUGAAAGAAACACUCUCUGUUGUUGAAGAGUUUUCAUAUUUUAAAAUAAUUAUCAAAUUAAGGAUUCAGAUUGUCAGUUUUGGAAGAAGAUAGGCAAAAAAAUUUUUAAAAUUUAAAAAUUUUUUUGCCUAUCUUCUUCCAAAACUGUAAUGUGUUUUUAAUUCAAUUUCUGCAAAUAAAUUUCUCGCUACUUUUAAAUGACAGACAGCAUGUUUUUUUAAAAAAAAUUGUUUGCUACAUGAUUGUAUCACAAUGUAAGGUUUCUUGGCUUUGUGAUGAAUUUUUAAGUAUGUGUAGAGGUGCAUGGUGUGUUUUGAAUUUGUCUUUUGUUCAAGAAGAUACACAAUAUUUGAAUAUUACGUAAAACAUAAAAAAGUUAUUUAUUUUUAAUUAGUUAUUGUAGUUGGUUUUGAGUGUUACCAACUAACCUGAGGAUUGUUAAAUUUAAAAAAUUUAACAUUUUCUUCUUCAAUUUUUACAGAAAUUGGAAGAAGAUGCCAAAAGUUGAAGGGAUAGCUAGUGUAAAUAUAGAUAGGUACGUGAAAUAAUCACACACCAAGUUUAUUAAAUUGCAUUUCAUCAUGUGUAAUCAAAUGAUGCUUUUAGGACAGUUGUCACAGUUUUCACAUACAAAUAUAUAGUAAUGGUUCUGAGCUCACCAUAAAUUUUCUGUAAGCUCUGUGGUAGAGCAUCAGAGUAUGAAAUAUGAAGGUCUGAAGUUUGGAUUUUUCUAGAGGACUCUUAUUUUACUGUGUUCCAUGCUGGUGACAAGAUUGUAUACAUUGUAUACAUAUUUAAGUAAGUAAGUGAGGUUAUGCGUCCAUCAAUUCAAAGCUUCAACAUCCUGCCCUUGGCCAACUCCUCAGGCAUUUGAACUUUUCAAGAUUGGUUUGUUCAAAUUUCCGCCCCCUUCCAUGGGGCAAAAUUUUAUUGAAAUGCCCCACCCAAUUUUUUUUGUAAAAGGUGAAAUCAGCAUUUAUGACUUUGUACUCAUUGAUCUAGUUUUAAAACCUAGAACUUGUAGACCUUUUUUCUUGGCCGUUUGCUCGCAUAAGUAAACCAUUUGCCUUAAAAACCUCAAUAUUUAAAGAUCUAACACUUGUAUUCCACUGAAAAUACUCGACACUUCCAGUUCAAAUUCCCUACCCCAGCCAGGUAAGUUUAAAAUUCCUCACCCCUUGUGCACAGGCAACAGUGAAAUGCCUGUGGGUUGCCUGGAGGGGGGGGAUGUUGAAGCCUAGAAUUGAUCAACGCUUUAAUAUAUAUAUUUUUUUAAUUAUCAAGAUGAUAUUUGAAUAAGUGUUACGUUUGUCCAUUUCAAUUACUAUUUUGCUAGUCUAAGAUAAUUAUAGUUUUACUACUGUGUGGACGGAUCAUGAGCUUACCCCCAGUGAAAAUCUUAGAAGGAUCCUUUAUGAUCCUUAGAGAUCUUCAUGAGGACCUUUGAAGAUCUUAUAGAGGAUCCUGACAGAAAUCUUUGAAAAAUCUUUGACUUCAUUCAAAAUUAUUUCCAAGAGCUAAUAGUUUCACUAUCUAGCUUUUCAUGGAGCCAGUAACUCCAACAAAACUGACCAAUCUGGGUCAGAUUUGUUUGUUCAAAGUGCGGAUAACGCUAUCCACCGGAUAAAUAGCUAUUCAGCGGAUAGAGAUUUAUUCCAUGGAUAGCGUUAUCCACCUUUCGAACAAAAGGAGCCUAAUUAUAAGAAACUAGAACCAUCUAAAUUCUUGGCCAGCUUUGCUUGCCUUAAACUGACUCACUCUGGCACAAACAGAUAACCUUGUUUGGCAUUGUGGUUCGUUUCUUGUAGCAAAAGUGCUUAAUUUUGUUUAAAUUACCCCCGUACUGAAGAGCUGUCUCAAACUGAAAAGAAAAUAUGAUGUCACUAAUUCAACACUGACGGCUACUUUGUGUAGUUUGUUCCUAGUUUCUGGUGUUUAAUCUUGGUUUUCUUUCUUGCUUCAGUGUUGUGAAUUCGGAAAAUGCCAGGUUCACCUGUAUCAGGUAGAGUUAUCUGCUGUUUUAUUGAUAGAUAUUGCAGUACUGUUUGAAUGAAGGACAUUGUUUCGUAAUCUUCAUAAAAGCUUUGUUAAGAGGAAAUAUACAUUUGGUAUUGUCGGAUUUCGCAAACAUACAUGUAACUUACCUUAACUGCAACAAACUCAAUCCCUUAUUGUUUACAACUGAUAGUUUUUUUGUAUGGAAGACUGGCGUUUUGUAUGGUAUUUCUGGCAUUUCGUGCUUGCAUGUUUGGGACCAAACCAAUUUGUUGGAUUUCUGAUGUUUCUGUUUUAGGUGGAAAGUGCACGAAGACUGGGUUUCCCAGCUGAAGUAUUAUGACUCUUUGAGAGCCGUUAUAUCUUGUUCAAAUCACCCAGAAACAGCUUUGGUUAUUGGUGAGUUACCUAAUAGUUCUGUCACACGUUUGACAAUACAUAAAAUCUGAGGUUAUUACUCCCCGCGCCCCGGUGAGGAGUCGAUUCCGAUUUUUCCAAUUCCUUUUCCGAUUUUGCGGUCACGUGUUAGGCUAGUGUAGCCACUAGGAACUCAUUUGUGAGGCGAGGUCCUAAACUGUAUGGGAAGAGGAACUAAGGAACCCAACUAAAUCGCUGUAGAUCUUUUUGAAGUGACUCAAAAGCCACACUAGAGAGAGAGAAACUGAGACUCGACUGAGGCAGGGUUGGUUAUUUUUGAAGUUGAAUCCAGGACAUAUUUUGAUUUCACAAUGCAACUAUAUUCCCCACACUCUACUGAUGUUUUACUGUUUACUAACGCAUAGAAAGCAAACUUUACUUAAAAGAUAAUCUGUGGUUGAAAAAUGAAAAUGGCAUUAGAAAUUAAAGUAGUCACAAAUUACUUUUGUUAAAUAAUCACAGCCAUGAUAAUAUAACGACUUCGUGCUGCGUUCUGGCUUAACUUUAGGAGCAAAUUUUGAAAGAAAGAUGGUAACUUGUGAGCUCAGUCUUUGAGUGAAAGAAGAUUUUCUUUGUUUUCAGGUCAAACAAUGGGGAGCACUCAUGUAGAAUCACAACUAAAAGAUUCCACUGGUGCUUCAAAGAAAAUUCAAACUUUCACUUCCCGCGACAUGCAGCCAAGGAGACGGGCAGACAGUGACCAGACAGUGUUCAAAGUGUACAAAGGAGUCAAAACAUUUGACUUCUGCAAAGAGAAAAAUGUCAUUGUGACUGGAGGUAGGGCGUAAUUUAAACCCUUUUCUGAUGUUGUAUUGUGUCUGUGAUACUGUCUGUGCUUCUUCUGGGUGUAGUAUCAAUUGAGUGUCGGAGGUAACUCGGGAUUUCUUUGGUUCUGCUUUACUUCGGUCCGUGAUUGGUCUAGAAAACUCGUGCCAGGCUCUUAACCAAUCAGACGCCAAACGAAAACUAAACGUGACAUGGUCACUCGUGUUUUCCCGCGCUUUUGGUAGUUUGCCUGUUUUUACCUUGAGUCUUCAUUGGCUGCUUAUGGCGCAAACAUUUGUUAUGACUGGCUGCUGUGAUUACUUGGUUUUGUUUUACGACAAUCAAUUAGAAACUUUUCUAAUGUGUCUUGUACCACCCUAAUGGCCUAUUUAUAAGUGUUGGAACAUGCCCCAGGUGGAGAGAUGCACCGUGAGAGAACACAGCGAUUUAACGUAGGGCGUGCUGAUUUAAAACGAUUUGACUUAACUCAAGUGAUUAAAACCCCUAACACCAAUGAUUUAAAUCGUUAGAGAGUCCUUAAGGGAUGUUUUACCAUAUUUGCCAAGCAUAUAUAUCUAGUUUACAAGACGUAAAGCUUGUGGUGAGGCACUUUUAAAAGUUUCUAAACGAAGUUUUAAACUGUUGAAUUAUGAUCCCAAAGCUAUUGGAGCGUGUACUUACAAUAUCUCUUACUCACCAAAAUCGAUUUUUCUCUCCCUGAAGGAAUGGACAGACUUGUGCGAAUGUGGAACCCUUACGUUCCAAGGUAUUUACCAUUCUCAUUUAAGAUUGAUAAUUUGUAUUCAACGCUCUAUGUUCAAACAGGAUCUUUAGCCAAGAAACCUACCUUCCAUAGGAGGAUGUUUGUUUGCAUAUUUUUGCUUAUUAACAUGAGCUCUUCAUUUUCCUAUCAAGCUACAAAAAUGUUGGUACUGAAUCAUCGAAAUAUUAGGACAUAUUUACAUUUCUCUGAAAUGUCCAGUUCGAUACAUCUAAACUUCUCUCAGCCACACGAUGGUAAAAAGAAGAAAUUUUACAAAGAAUGUUAGUGCUCAUUAGCACCUGGCCACCCAGAAUAUUUCAGUUAGUUUCAACCCGCGAGCAGCUCCAAAUUUUGCGUAUUUCAAACUCGAUUAAUUCAAGGGUUUCAGUAAAAGCCGUUUACCGGCGGGCGGUCUUCUGCCGAUUAUAAGACCUCUCACCGCGGUCUGUUUAUCCUGCGAGCUGGCUUUCAUGUUUUGGUUUCGUCUUAGGGCCCCUUAUCAGGCACAGCCGCCUAUAACACCACCCGUAGCAGCUUAUGGAAAAAGUUAUUGAGACCCUUGUAAUUGCAAAAGUAAACUUUUUCUUCCAACUCUAACCCAAAUGUUUGAGAGCCUUCCCCUGCCACACACCCUCAUCAAUUUCUAUCAAUCCUUUAAGUUGCAACUUGUUAGUUGCUGAUUAAGUCGUGAUUAAGGAUGUUAUUUUGUUUGUUGUUUUUAUUAGUAAACCGACGGGUCUUUUAAGGGGACAUACGGCGCCGAUUUUUCAUUUGUUUAUUUGCCCAGAAGAUGACAGAAUAUUCAGUAUAUCUACGGACAAAACUGUCAAGGUAUGGCGACAAAGCAUGGUGUCCCGACCUUAUUAAACAAGUUUUCCACUUACUUUGUGUGAUCAUCACGUCUCAACAUUGAAGCAGUUUUCACUUCAGUUUCGAAAGACGAAAAACCAAGUAAUCCCAGCAGCCUAUUGGAAUGAAGGUUGACAUCGUCAUCAGCCAAUUAGAACUCCAAGUUAAAACAGUGGGAAAAGAGGCGGGAAAGGCGAGAAAGCGCGAAUGACUAAAUCAGGGCUGGGUUAAGUUUUGAAUCUGAUUGGUCACCAAAAGCAGUCCCGGAUUACUGUCGACACUCAGUUGAGUGUCUAGUAACCUGGGUUGCUUUAGUUUUGUGUUAUUAUGCUUUUUGUUCGGAACGGAAAUCUUGAAUCAUUCUCUCAACCAAUCAGUUUCUAUACCAAAACCAGUGGUGACUUGGUCACUCGCGUUGUCGUGCCUUUCAAGCAGUUCGCUUUUUUUUUUUUUUACCUAAGUCUCUCUCAAGUUCCCUAGAAAAUGUUUUGCUUUGUUCUGAUGAGCCAGUUUUUUAUUUAGACUCUAAAUCGAAAUGUGCUCCAUUUUCUGUUAUUAUACUUUCCACCAAGCGAAGUUUCAAUGAUGACAAUCCAUUGUUGUGUAUUUAUUGCUAACGUUGCGAUCCAUUGAAAUGAUCAGGUGUGGGAUCUUCAUGAUCACACUUGUCUGCUGACUGUACGACCCAAAGCACACAAGAUUAGAGGAGAUCUAGCGGGUAGGUACUGGGGCCGAGAAGUAUACUGAUUUAGGAAAUAUAAAAUAAUGACUGGUUCUUCACUUGCUCUUGACCUUUUAACUAAAAAUGUUCUUCUUGUGAAUUGUCAGCCAUUCAUUACAACUCUGCUAGUAGAGGUCUUGCUGUUGCCACAUCUGAGCAAAUAGCUCUUUUGCCUCUGAAGAACAGGUUAGUUUAACAUUUCUCUGUAGGCUAAUCCCCAAAUCGAGUUGUCCUGGAGUUAUCCUCUCAGUGAUUUCUCUUCAUACAGAAUUAUUUUAGUUAACUUUUGCUGAAAGUUUGCUGGUACUCAAUCAAAAUAAAAGAAAACAUGAUGUACCGGCAAACUGUCAGCAAAAGCUAAUGCAAAGGUCUUUUUUUUUUUUUUUUUUUUUUUUUUGGGGGGGGGGGAAGAGGUGGGUGGUAACCUGCAAUUAACUGGCAUUCUCUCCCGGGGGGAUUAGCAAUACUUCUUGUCGCUUCGUGCGAUGGAAACUGGGAUAGUAGAGGCCUUAAGCAUUCUUGACGACGACUCCGACGAAAACUUUGAUUCAAUAAAUGAGCUGGUAUCUUUGUUUAGAAUUUCACGCGUGACUCCAUAACUGUAUCAUCUUAAAGAGCGUCAGACCUUGUCUUCAGUUUAACAAUUUGAGGGCACCGUUGAGUACCAAGUAGAAAUAUAAAUAAUUUACUCUCGGGGUUCUCGUUCUCGGACCUCGCAAAAAUCGGUGAUUUCAUGUUGCUGUUUAACAGAGGACAAACUUUUCAAACGCAUGCACAAGUCUAUUGUUCAGGCCUGGGCUGUUCAAAGGUUGGAUAAUGCUAUCCACAGGAUGAAUCUCUAUCCAGUGGAUAACGGAGCACUUUUUAUCACUCUUCCGCUGGAUAGCGAUUUAUCCAUUGGAUAGUGUUAUCUGGGGGUACAACCUAGCUCCGCUCAUUGAAUCUUUUGUAUCACUUCGUUGUCGUUGCAGUCGCCAUGGUUGUUUGCAGAGGGUCUCUAACAAUAAUUCCAGGCGUGAUCGGCGUUUUGACCCACAAGCUAAUUUCACUUUCACCCUAACUUGUGUUAAUAGUGACAUAUUAAACAGUAAGACUGAUACUUGAAGUAUGAAAGCAUUCUUAACUUGAAGAAAAUUUAGAGCUUACCAGAUUCGUGGUUGUUGAUCAUGUUUCGUGGUCGUGACACGACACAUAGCAAGUUUGUACUGUUUGCAAGUCAGACAUUCUAGCUGGAAGUACAAAAUUACCUACGAACAAUAUGUCUUCUUUUUGUUGUUUUCUUUGCUUUAUUAGUCACUAUUCUUUGUCUAGUAGCAACGUUUUUGGCUUUCAGCAUAUGCCUUGCAUUGAACUGGUAGAUGUUUUCAAUUCGAAUUGCAGAAGUUCUUCAAGAGACAUGAUAACAACUCACAAGGAGCCAGUGAUGUGUCUGAAGUACAACAAAAGCUUUAAACAUGUCGUCACAGCCUCGGAAAAUUCCGUAAGUUGAAAUGAAUUAACUUCCUUGACAUUAAUUCUCUUUUCUAAAAAUGAUGAAACGGUUCACGACCAUACCAAAGAAUGGCAAAAGAAAUAGGAAACCCGUCGACGGUUUUUUAUUUCUCUCUUUUUCCUAUUUUUAAGUUUGUCUGUUUCUUCAUCAUCCUCAAAACUUGGUUCUUGAUUCCCGCUGCGGUAAAAACUGUCUAGAAAGAUUCUUUUAGCAGAAAAAGUUCCUCACAAGUUACGAAGUAUGUAUACCGAACCGGCUGCAAGUAUCUCCUUUAAUCUGUGAGAUCAAUGCGGGUAUUUCGCCUUUCAGGCCCACUCGAAUGACCAAAACAAAACACAGGUUCUGCUUCAUGUUACCCACUCGCGGAGCCAGUCCCUUAACCUGCGUGCCUUGACUAACGUUUUCUCUCCUCAGGUGGUUAAAGUUUGGGAUUUGGAGACGGGUCGGUCAGUGUUUGAGUUUUCACAAGCGCAUGGAGAUCAAGCUGUUACAUGCAUGAGCUUUGACUCUACAGAAAGAAGGUUAGCAAAUACUUUUUGACAAACAACAUCUACCCAUCGUGGUAAGGUACUCAACAGAUUUUACACCUCGCUUUCCUCUUGCAAUCGAAACUUACUCUUGUGUAAACCUUGCACGUGUAUUACGGGUAGGGUUUUAGUAUCACUCAUCCACACUGCAAAUGAACACUUAAACGUCAAAAGCGCGCUCUCAUGGGUUUUAAUAAAGGCAGUCUAACAUCGCCUGAAAGACCUCUCACCGCCGUCUCUUUAGUCGCGAGCAGGCUCUCGCGUUUGAAUUUUGCUUUAGGGCACAGCCGCUUAUGGAAAAAGUUAUUGAAACCCAUGAUACACCCAGGCAAUAGGGGAGAAACAAACAAAGAAGUUAGAAUUCAUUAGAUAAAAGAUGUAUUCCUCUGUUUGGGCCUCGAAUCUUCUCGAGGGACUCAUUUUCCCUGUCCUUUACUCGUGACAAAUGUGUAGCGUCCAUCUUUAGUGGUAAUUUACUUCGAAAAUUCUUGACCCCUGGUUUGGGGGCUUCACUUCUUUGGUCGUGAAAUGUUAGGGUAUUCAACAGAAUUCUUGAGGUUUAAAACCAUCCUUUCCUUGUCGUUGCACAGGUUAAUAACUGGUGGAAGGGACGGCCGGCUUAGAAUAUGGAACUACAACAAUGGCCACUGUCUAAGAACACUAGAAAAAGGUUGGGCUUCUGUUAGUCAACUUGCAUUGAAUCUUACUCCGAGCUCAUCGCCACUUUUACCUAACAUCUGAAGGUGUGAGGGUGGGAGGUUGUGACAUAAUUGCAAAGAAACUAUGGGAAAGUAAAGAAAAAAUCAGGAAGCUGCUUGAAGCAUUAGUGACUUAGUCAUGAUUGGUUUCAGUUUUACAUCUGAUCGAUUAAGAGGGUGGUGUGAGUUUUCUUGACCAAUCAGAGAGCGGCAUAAAGUACGACUAUUGGAAUUAUAAAUCACUUUCCUGCACUCAGUUGGAAAACUGCUUUAUUGCUCUUCGCUCUUCGCUCUUCGCUCUUCGCUCUUCGCUCUUCGCUCUUCGCUCUUCGCUCUUCGCUACUCUGUGCUAUAGCUCGUUAACUGACAAUUUAUUUACCCGCCUCAAUAUCGUGCAUGUGUGGCUGUUGGCCAGUAGCUGGCAUCAACGUAGUAGAAACUAUCGUGGAACUGAGCCAUGCUUGUACACGUAUGUGUUACUAACGUGUUUAUUUAUUCCUUUCGUAAAAACCUUCAUUCAUAACAAUUUUUUUUCUCGUUUGGUGCUAGAGAGUGACGUGGACGAAGUGGCAGAUUUGACAUACUUAGUACUGAAUAAAAACAGGUACAGUAAAACGUUCUUGUUUUGUUUUAUGUUUUUUCGUUUUUGUGCUGGAGAGAUUGUUUAAAACGCUUCACAAAAAAUUACAAGACUUUCCAUAUGAGCUUGGACAUUUUCCAUUAAAAUUUAACCCACGACACCAAUACCUACAACCUUUGCCUUUUGCAUUACAGAUAUAUCAUCUCUGUCGGCUGGGACAGAAGAAUAAAUCUUUUUUCCGUAAGUGACUUUUGGAAAUUAAAUACAAUGCAUUAGCUUCUGUAGCUGGUUGUUUUACCCACAGCGCUCCCGGCAAAAAACUGUGGAGGCUGUUAAUUAGCUUCAAUCUGUGAUGAGCUUUGUUUUCACUCUGUUAAACAAAUACAUCCCAUGUCGCCGUGCGUCCGUAACAAUAGAUCACAGAUGAUGUUGGGAUGUAAUAAGAACGGAAAAGAGGCGCAUAUCAUGAGGUGCAGCCGAAAUAAGAACAAAAAGGGGCACAUACCAUGAGGCGCAGCCGAAAAAAGAACAAAAAAGGGCACAUAUCAUGAGGCGCAGCCGAAAUAAGAACAAGAAAGAGGCACAUAUCAUGAGGUGCAGUCGAAAUAAGAAAAAAAAAGGGCACAUAUCAUGAGGCGCAGCUAAAAUAAGAACCAAAAAGGGCACAUAUCAUGAGGUGCAGCCGAAAUAAGAACAAGAAAGGGGCACAUAUCAUGAAGCGCAGCCAAAGUAAGAACAAAAAAAGGGCACAUAUCAUGAGGCGCAGCUGAAAUAAGAACCAAAAAGGGCACAUAUCAUGAGGCGCAGCCGAAAUAAGAACAAGAAAGGGGUGCAUAUCAUGAGGUGCAGCCGAAAUAAGAACAAAAAAAGGGCACAUCAUGAGGCGCAGCCGAAAUAAGAACAAGAAAGGGGCACAUAUCAUGAAGCGCAGCCGAAAUAAGAACAAGAAAGGGGCACAUCAUGAGGUGUAGCCGAAAUAAGAACAAAAAAAAAGGGCACAUAUCAUGAGACGCAGCUGAAAUAAGAACCAAAAAGACACAUAUCAUGAAGCGCAGCCGAAAUAAGAACAAAAAAAGGGCACAUAACAUGAGGUGCAGCCGAAAUAAGGACAAAUAAGGGGCACAUAUCAUGAAGCGCAGCCGAAAUAAGAACCAAAAAGGGCACAUCAUGAGGCGCAGCCGAAAUAAGAACCAAAAGAGCACAUAUUAUGAGACACAGCCGAAAUAAGAACAAAAAAGGGCACAUAUCAUGAGGCGCAGCCUAGUGUGUUAUUGACGUUCUUUCCACGUUUUGACGUCUUAUCUGAUUUAUUUCAAAACAGACGCAUGCCGCAUAGCAACAUGAAAUCUUUUUGUUUUAUAUGAUAGAAAAGCAAAGUUAACAAUGGUUACGUCAUCUUUGCGUCUGUCUUUCAAUAGAUCGUAAAUAUGACCCAAUCGAAUUGCGUGCAUAAUUCAGCUUAUUAUAUAUAAUUCUGCAUUGAUUAUGUUGUUCUGACAUCUUCCAACAGGAUGAUAAUGAAGAUUUUCAUCACGUGCAGCAUCCAUAUGCCUACUGGAAAGACGACCUGGUAAGUUUAUUUACACCAUACAACCCCCCUUUGGGAAGUAGGGGUUUUGGACUUGAGCCCCAGCUAGGUCAUUGUGUUGUGUUCUCGGGAAAGACACUUCAGUCUUACAAUAUCUCUCGACCCAGAUAAUGUAUGAGUGCCAGUGCCCUGCAUCUCCAUCUAAGUAAGGUGGUGGUGGGGUUAUAGCUUCAUGCGUCCGGUACAGGGAUGAGUAUGAAUAAAUAACCAAUAUAUUUUUUCCCUUUCUUUAGCAAAUGUGAAAUUAUUAGACUGACCCCGUUUUGUGAUUCCGGAACACGAAAUCUGACCUUUCGUAUAUUACCUUCAAAUGUGUUAAGUUCGACUUCGGAUGCUGCCAUAUUGAUUCUUGCUCGGUAAACUGGCCGCUCACCAAUUACGUUAAAGAUUCUCACAUCCUUUUUCAGUUCUGGUCAAUGUCUUUGAACGACAAGGAGCUAAACAAGGAGGAACCCUUGAUUCACAUUUUAACAUUUUUUUCACGCCACCCGCAGCAGCAGCUGUUUGUGAAUAGCGAAUUGAGGUUUUUAGAUGUGCGGCUAGUAGGAUGUUCCAACGGCGGUGUCUUAUUGUCGAACAUUUAAUUCAUUUUAUUACACUUUCGAAACGUUGUUAAAAAAAAUAAAAGUAAAAUGGUUUAUAUCCUUUUCGAUAGUGGAGCAUAUUUUCUCUUUAAAAGUGUCUCCAACAAUUAUAAUAGUCGCAAAUGUAGCGUUUUACACCUUUCCUUUGUUUAUCUGUGUAUUUAGGUCAACGGCCACAAAGAAGAUAUACUGUCGAUAGCAGUUAGUCCACCAAACCUUCUGGCAACUUCUAGUUAUGACGGCGAGGUACAACCACUUAAUUCAGUUUCAUAGCAAAUUAUGGCCAAUCUGUUUUAAGGGUGGAUAACGCUAUCCAUCAGAUAAAUUGCUAUCCGGCGGAGAACUGUUUAUUAAAAAUAUGGCACUGUCCAACGCAAUCCAGAGAAUAACAUUAACUUGGCACCCUUCGAACAACCUGGACUGGAGUUCGUAUCAGCUCAUGUUCUUUGGAACAGCUUUCACAGUCUUUAACAUGUUUUAACCUUAACACGUAAAAAGAAAAUAGAUAAAGACAGUAAUCCUCAAUGGCACAAUUGAUAGCUCAAGAAUUGUUGGCUAUGUUGUCCUCGUUCCGUGUACAAUAGCUCAUGGCCUCCCUAGUCGACUAAGUACAAAAACAGUUUCAUCAACUGGAAUAUUAUGCUCGGAACUUUGGUCUGUAGCACGCAGUCUCAAAAUGCUUUACCAUAGAUAUUGAAAUCACUUUUAAAUUUCAUGAAACACUUUUUGGUCGCUCUUGUUUUUGCCGUCAUGAUAACUACAUAAGUACAUGUACCAUCUUUCUUUUCGUAUAGAUCAUCAUCUGGAAUCAGAUUUCGGGGCAUAUAUUUUGCCAUAUAUUUUCACCCUUUGCGACCAAAGAGAACGGGGAGAAUUUGUCUUCUCAAGACUGUAAGUACGCAAAGAAAGCCAUCGGUUAUGGCGACUUCAAGCAUAACGGGCGAGACACAAUUUUUUCACCUGGACGCAGCAUACAUUUCCUACGAUUUCCAAAGAGUCUUGAAUAGGCCACUGUACAGCUAUGUACUUAGUUGCCAAGCCUCUGAUUUGGAGUGAGGUUGAGGGUAACCUUCUGGUGAUAGAGACCAGUAUCUAGUUAGCAUGAUAACAAAGUAAUAUACAUCUGAAAAGCAGCAAGGUUUGUAUCAUAACAAGGUCACUCUUACCCUCACUCCUGUUCAAAGGCUUGGCAGCCAAGCACGCAACUGUAAAAUGGACUAUUGAACUUACUUAAGGGUUUGCCUCCUUAAUGUCAGGUUUUUAUAAAUGGCGUCAGUGCCACUCUACGUGCGCAGAGUGCAUUUUCACAGAGCAGGUGUUUUAAAUAACUUCAGUGUCCAUAAGCGGCAGACCGCUAGUAAUAGACUUUUAUUGAAACCCCUGUUAGAUAACGUAAAACCAAACGAAAUUAUCCCAGCAACCAAUCAGAGCAUAGGAAAAUAUCACAAGGAGCCGAUAAGAGCUCAAAAUAAAAAAAAAGCAAACUGCAUAAAGCAAAGAGUCCAGAAAUGCAUGCAGUAACCAAAAUGGCGAAAAUUCGUUAAAAUCGUCAAAUACGCCCAGCUGAUUUCGCCUCGACGAAUUUACUAAAAUUUGUCAAAAUCGUCAAAAUCAUCAAUUCCGCCAAGCUUAUUUCGCUGUCACAAAUUUGACGAAAAUUCGCCAAAUCGUCAAAUCCAUGAAUAUUCACUCGGUUCGACGAAAAAAAACUCUUUCGUUUCGUAAACUCUGUCAUUUUCGUUACUGUGUGCAUUUCUGGACAUAAGUGAAGGAAAAGCAAGCGACAAAUCGUCAUCAUUUUUAGAUUUGGAUUCGAUUUCUGACUGAGGAUGGUGCGAGCUUUUAAACUAAUCGUGGUGUAAAGUAAAGAAACACUAAAAUUGCGUCGGGUUAUUUUUGAGACUCGAUAAAAAAAAAUUCACGAACAGACAAUUACAGUUGCUCUUAUCGCUCGACCUUUCAAGGGUUAUCGGAAUUAAUUGAAUGGUCAUAUUUCAUGCUCUUAUUUUGUUUCCCAGUGGAUGGAGGAAAUGCUGUUAGUAAGAUAAUAUUCUUGAAAGCUAGAGCAAUGAAGAAAGACGUUGCCACUCUGGUGGCCAGUGGACCACAAGGUAUUACUAUAUGUUAUCGAACGAAUAUGUCCCAUUCAUCGUUAGGACCAAGGUGAUAUCCUCCGUUACAAUGUGAUUUCGCAAAGCCCGUAGGUGCCCCUUUUGACGUAAGACCAAACGGGGCAUCUUUUUCAGAGUUCUGGCUUUUUGUUCAGUUUACCACGAACGUUUACUCUAGGCGUUUAUUGUCGGCUUUAUUCUUUGCCUAGCAAAAGAGGACGCGCAAAACUGAAAAAUAAAUGAUUGUCUCGAAUGAUGUGUUCUCUUGUUCGUUAGUUUGUUUUUAUUCUUCGAGGUGUCGCACCGUCAAGUACAUUUGCAGUAUCCCUAAUUAUGAAAGAGAUGCUGUGUACAUUGACUUUUCCGCAAAUUGUAGGCUACCGAUAUUAAAAGUGCCCCCUGAAAUGCUCUUGUUUUAUGCUCUACUAACAUUGUGGCUAUUGUUCCGUAGGGCUGAUUCACUUUUGGAAUAUUUACACUGGUGGCACUCUUUACGCUUCGUUUUCUCCGGUGAGCGAUUUUUUAGCGUGUGCAAUGUGCAAUGCAAAUCGGCCAAAGGGUCUGCAAGGGGUCUAGUACUGAUUAUUGGUGCCAGACCCCCGGCAAACCUCUCACUAAGUCGUCUCAAGUCUUCCCGCUAAUAAUGAGGGUAUGGAAAGAUUAGAAGGGAAAUCUGACGUUAUGUAGAGGAGUGGUAUCAUGUUUCAUGAUACGCAAAUCGUGAUUAGUUCCGUCGGCAUGGACCACCUAACCUCAUCUUUAGACAUGCACAUUACAAAGGCUCAUCGUGCUUCUUUUUUGUUCACAGUCCAAGUAUGGUGUCACCACCUUGACGUCGGUUUCAAACGAUACCAAACUCGUUACCGCUGAUUCAGCAGGUUGGUGGAUUGUUUGGUUUGUCGUUCUUCUUGUUGUUGCUUCGGUAAUGGUGGACUUUGUUUUGUCGUGGUAGUUUGAUUCCAUUUUUUGACUUUCGAUGUGUAUGGAGAAUAUUGCAACACGUCCGUGCGUGUAUUCCGUAUUUAUCACACUUCUCACCUAUUCACCCCGCUCGGUUGUGAGAUACAUCUUGAACUUGUGGGGGUGGUUGGGGGGAACAAAACGGCAGUGGACAAUUACGAUAUCCUGGAGGUACAAAAUGCUUUUCCUUACCUCUAAAGAUGAAUAAGUUUUCCUUUCAUUGUUUUGGUAGCAAAGAACCAACAGCGGCUAUACUGUCGCCCAAAAGUUUCAAGGCUUGUUAAUCCUCAAAAUGUUCUUGGGUUUUCAUUUCUUCAGGUUUCAUCUCGGUCUGGGAUGUCGAGGAUUACGGUAUGAGAGGAAAAACCACUAAACCCCCGGAACGUGAGUGGAACUUAAUGAUUUUCUCCGAGUAGUUGCAAGCUAGGACCUUCUGUCGCAACUGAUAGUUUGUGUAGUUUGAGUGUGCCUGCAUGGGGAAUCAUAACCCUAAUUACGUACUUUUUAUCGUGCAGAAACGAAGGUACUUUUUUGUUAGGUAGGCCACCUCAGAAUAAGAAUUCGUCAUUGAAUUGUGGGGCUAAAAUUAUGCAAGCGCUCGUAUGUAAAAUAACUUUGAAAUUCUUUAGGAAAUAACGUGUUUUAACUAUGGAGUGUUACUAAUCGUUAGAGAGUGUGUGAACCUCCCCUUCGUAUAGUUAUCAAAAUUGCAUGGUUCUUUUAAGUUAAGAGUUAUGUUAUCUCUGUUUCUGUAGGUCUAUUCUUUUGGCGUGCACAUGUGCAGAGCAUCACCAGGUAAGCAAUUCUCUCUUCUUUUUUCUUUUUCAAUUCUCUUUCAACUGUGAAGGAACCAUGAGUCUUAGAAACGGGAAGCAAUUCCAUGGUUUAAGGCAUCUGUGAACAACCAAAUUAUCAAUUAUACUUUCCCCUUGGGAACGCAGAUGGACUGGAUAGUUGACGAGUCUCUCCGUUGCAAGUUCUGUUAUCCAACAACUGACAAGGUCCAAUUUAACCUGAUCACAUUUAUUGUCCAGGUAUCAACUCUCCUCACUGCCUCACAAUUUUAGCUCUGGGAAUUUGUUGUUGAUUAACAAUAUGCUUCAGUUGACAUUUUUCUUCGUAUAGCGAAUAAUUAUCCCUCGACAUGCGAACUUGGUAAGGAAAACUUGCCUGUUAAAAUGCAGCAUCAUGGACAUGUUUUAUUUGUAAAUUUUCAGCCUUGAACCGCUGGAUAUAUGGAAUAUUGACGUGUUGAUGACUGCGUCUUUGGACUGUACAGUCAGACUUUGGACCAUGGACGGACAUUUCAUUGGUAUGUUUUGUUUCGUACUAUUUUAAUGAAGAAGAUUCUUGUCUUCGCAGCAUACCUUGUACCCCCCUGUAGUACCCUUCACAGCAUACCUUGUACCCCCCUGUAGUACCCUUCACAGCAUACCUUGUACCCCCCUGUAGUUUAGAAACUAGUUCUUCUGCGUCUCUGCAGAAUCUGUCACCUUAAAGAUGACAGACGCCGGGAUUUUCUUCCAGUUGUAUUCAAAACUGGCUCUUCUACCUUCGUCGCAGUAAGAGCAAUUUGAUUCAUUGAAGUCAAGAGCGUAGGGUGAUAAAUACUCCUCUUGUUGAUCCGUCUUCCAUUCAAGUGUCGGCGGUCCAUACUUUGUUUUUCACAUUGUUAGUUGUUUAGUGUUGAUUUAAUUGAUUUUAUCCUUUCGUCUCUCAAACAAAUUUUCAUAGAUAUCUUGCUUGGCGUCGACAAAAAUCACAGCAGUAUAUUUAAACUCUUUGUGCUCUAGGUACUCUUGGUCAGCCUAAAAUAUGGGACAUAACAAACCCUGUGUCUUACCAACAUCCAAUGGCGCCCUAUGAUGUACUGGUGGAUCCUCAGACUGUGCCUCACAUCCCUAAAGCAAAUGAUCCUGACGAAAUUACGUCACAAAAUGACACCAAAGAAUCCGACAAAGCAAACGAGGUCAGUGCCUAUAAAAAUAGUGGGCUACCGCGCUGCGAUUUUUGACCAAGUUUCACUCUUUUUGUAACCUUUUUUAUGUGCUGUUUUAUUUUUUGCCUGACGUAAAGUACCUUGCACAUCUAGCCUACCAGACAGCUCUCCCAGAGUUCCUUUCCUUCCUUGCGCACCCUCCCCGGUAGAUAGGGGUCUGGGUACAAGACAGCCGCAAUGCAAUACUCAGACCUCUGUCUUUGCCCUUCACUGUUUGCGCCCCUUUUUUUUUCAUAUUCAUUCACCGGAUAUUGUAAAUGGCAAACUCAAAAUGCACAUACAGCUUUACAGCACCUCUAAAUACGAAGAGUAUUGCAAAUUGAAACAUUGUUUUUUUCUUUGUAGUUGGAUUCUCAACCUAUCCCAUAUUUCUCCAGUUCUCAUGGAAAAGAUCCGCUUGUGUAAGUAGAUGUUGCUCAUAACUACAGCUUAUAGAGAUCCUUGUCCAAAAUGGCGACUGAAAAUGAAAGUAAAAAAUGAAGAAUUUUAUGUAAGCUCCAUAAUAACCUUCCUUGGUUUGGUAAUCUUAUUAAGUUCCGUCCCAACAGGUGUUGUUUUGGCGAAGAAAGUAUAAUUAUGAAUGAGAAAAAAUCGGCCUAAGUGUUGUGUAGGGAACCAGCCAUACCUCCCUCAGUGACAAAAUUGCUGGCAAUUAUGAACAAUGUCCUCUGAUAAUGUGCUUCACCAACUUGAUCAAACAACUAUCAAUUGUGUCAAAAGUAAUCCUAGUAAUGGUCCUCCCUCUUUGGCAGUCAAUUUUCUAUAGGCUCCCCCCCGUCCUCCCCUGAUCCCCUCGUUCCUCUUUCCCCCCGUGAUAAAUAACGACGGGUUCCCAAUAAGCCUUCCUUUAUAAUGACAUUACUAUAGUUGGUAUAUUUUUGGUCCUCCUGUUCUGUCGUUAAUAUUUUUUUCUGUGAUUUGUAUUUGUAUGUGAAAACUAUUAGAAUCGACGAGCAUGCUAUCGCUGAAGAGUUAAAGAAAUCACCUUGGAGGGAAGGAUGCGGAAAGAGGUGAGAAUUUAUCUGAAAUAUCCUAAUGAUUACAAGACCAGAUGUUACUGCUCCACUUGGUAUACAUGGGAAUGCCAAUGAAAAAAAUUGAAUUGAAUGUUCCUUCUCGUUGCAGAUUGCGUCAUGAAAGGUUAAAGAAAGUUCCUAGAGAUGUUGGCGGACCAAAUGCUUAUCAGACUCUGACGUGCUUUGAACUAGAAGACACGCCUGCUCUCCCCAACCCCCCCUCGUCUUCAUCCAUCGAUGAUCCUUUUGAUAUCAGAAUAUAAACAGUUCUUUAAAAGCGCGAAGUGACCGGCUAGAAUCUAAAUGUAAUGAAGGGAAUUAACACGAUUGGAUGUUUUUUUUUAAAUAAAAAAGGAGAGGAUUGGUCUUUUUAUUGUAAUGAAAAUAUUGUACAUAACCUUCAAGUUCACUUAAAUAUCUUCUGUUUCGUCAUUUAUAGUUUUGCGUUCCAAAUACGGUCUAAAUCCUUUUACAUGCAGAAAUUGAUUUUAUUUUGACAAGUGGCACGCAACUCCGCUUAACUACGUGUACAUUUGAAUAUCACGGUUAACGGUAGCUUUCGUUUUCAGACACUCUCGCAUAACUCGAAACUUUGUUAACGCUUAUAGUUUCAGUCAACUAAACUCUGAGGUUAAAAUCAAGUUUCUCAACUCACAUCAACUUUUUUUAUUGUGCCGUUAUAUGUAUAUCAGUGGUCAAAAGACUUCUUCGUUCAUUUUGUGGUAUAUGGCUAUUUUCAAAUAAUUUUACCUUAAAACUCUGCAAAAAUGAAUGUAAGGCAACGCUUGUACAAGACAACUACGAAAAUACAUGAAGAUUCGUAGUCCGCAGAAGCAGUAUGAAGUGCAUUUUGCGAAUUUUUUUAAAUACACAAUACUGCCCAGAUGCUCAUAAUUCAUAGUUAAACAAUACUCGAUUGUGAAGUGUGAAGUUUGACGAAGUUUCACAGUGUUAAAUGGGAUAACGAUAUCGAUUUGAGUGUUUGAAAAUUGCCUGAGUAAGCUUAAUUUGUAAAUUUUCAAGCCAACCAGCUCAGAGAAUCGACAGGAGUAUUUAUCUUUUCUGUGCAUGUGUAAUAUUUUCGUUUCUUUAUUUACGGGCAAAAUAGUAUUUAAAAAAAUUAAUUUUAAUAAGGAAAGAGUGUUCUGUAUCGCUGGAUGGGAAGCGUAUUGUAAAUAAAUGAAUCAGAGGAAUUAUUCCAAGCUGUGAAUCCGUCC
Pocillopora meandrina is the source of this 27586-nucleotide messenger RNA. The record is from the annotation of a GenBank genome assembly. NCBI's taxonomy places the organism in Eukaryota, Metazoa, Cnidaria, Anthozoa, Scleractinia, Pocilloporidae.